AGUCAGAGCUACAGACAAAACUUAACCAUUGAGAGAGAGAGAGAGAGAGAGAGAGAGAGAGAGAGAGAGAGGAGGGCAUUGCAUAAUAAAUCGGUAAUGUGCGACAGGGACCGGCACCGACUGACACUUAACUUAUUGUUCGGAUUGAGCCUAUUAUAUACAGUUUGUCAACUUUGACCAGUUUUGAUAUAACAUAUCAUAUAUAUAUAUAUAUAUAUAUAUGAGUAUACGUUUUUUUAACCUUAUAAUUUGUUGUUAUUUUGUUUAUUUAGAUGAUAAACAUGUGGAAGUCUAAGAACUCCACGGAGAGUUCUUGUCCAACUUCUUACGCGAACGAUGUUGACAAAGUUGUCAGAAACGCGCAUCUCUCCGUUCUUAACGCUUUCUGAGCCCUAAAUUCUCAUCCGAUGUUUCCUGAAAUUGGGAAAUACUGUAGGAGUGAACGUUUCUGAAUUGCACAUAGAGAGCUCGUCAUUCAAGUCCAAAGUGAAAGCUAUGACCUCGGCCACGCCCCCUUCCUCCCGUAGCCCCUCCCCACAGAAAGUCUGCCACUCCCAGACACAGACAGAUGUUCUGAAGCCACUGCUGGGUGGAGGAGGUGGGGCUUCUACAGGAAAUGGACCUGCUGCAUUAAGACGUCGUCGACGGGUGCUUUCAAAAGAUGGCCGGAGCAAUGUUCGUAUCGAACAUGUCAGUGGCCGAGGGACACUUUACUUGCGUGACCUGUGGACGACCUUUCUGGACAUGCAGUGGCGCUACAAGCUUUUCCUGUUUUCAGCCACCUUCGCUGGCACCUGGUUUGUCUUUGGAGUGCUGUGGUACUUGGUGGCACUUGUGCAUGGAGAUUUGCUAGAGUUUGACCCUCCAUCCAACCACACUCCAUGCGUAAUGCAGGUCCAAACUCUGACAGGGGCGUUCCUUUUCUCCCUGGAAUCACAAACUACCAUUGGCUACGGCUUUCGCUGCAUCACUGAGGAAUGUCCACUCGCCAUCAUCCUGCUAAUUGUCCAGCUUGUCAUCACCAUGGUGAUGGAGAUCUUCAUUACUGGAACUUUCCUUGCCAAGGUAGCUCGGCCGAAGAAACGUGGUGAGACAGUGAAGUUCAGUCAGCAUGCGGUGGUCGCCAAUCAUGAGGGACGACCUUGUCUCAUGAUCCGUGUAGCUAACAUGCGUAAGAGCCUGCUUCUAGGCUGCCAGGUAACAGGUAAGCUGCUGCAGACGUCCUUAACUAAAGAGGGGGAGACAGUGCGUCUGGACCAGAGGAAUGUAACCUUUCAAGUUGACACGUCCACUGACAGCCCCUUCCUCAUCCUGCCCCUCACUUUCUACCAUGUGAUAGAUGACAACAGCCCACUGCGAGCCUGGGCAGCUAAAGGUGGUGGAUGGACAGAUCCAGAGAUGGCUGACUUUGAACUGCUUGUAAUCAUGAGUGCUACUGUGGAGCCAACUUCGGCCACCUGCCAGGUGCGCACCUCCUACCUUCCUGACGAGAUCUUGUGGGGCUACGAGUUCCCUCCUGUCGUCUCCCUCUCCCCCUCUGGAAAGUAUGUAGCUGAUUUUGCCUUCUUUGACAAGGUUGCCAAGACCAAGACCCUGCCCCUCUUUAAACAAUCUCCGCCUCCCAACACCCAUUCACCCCAUCACCAAGGCGGUGGAGGUGGUGGAGACCAAGGGCCGGAUAUGGAGAAGAUGAGACUGGAGGAGAGUUACCGGGAAGAAAGGGGGCGGGAAAGGGGACGGGUUCGAGACCAGCUUAGCGUCCGUAUUAGUAACGUCUAGUGGAAAAAAACAGAAAAUUAUGGAGAGGUGAAGAAUGGGUCUGAUGGAGAUAAAUUGCCAGAGCACUUGUUUGAUUCCAUGUUAGCCAA
Molecule: messenger RNA, 1868 nt
Organism: Myxocyprinus asiaticus (Chinese sucker)
Lineage: Eukaryota; Metazoa; Chordata; Actinopteri; Cypriniformes; Catostomidae
Gene: kcnj10a
Product: potassium inwardly rectifying channel subfamily J member 10a
Exons: 6
Coding region: 496-1779 (427 amino acids)
Biological process (GO): potassium ion import across plasma membrane; regulation of monoatomic ion transmembrane transport
Cellular component (GO): plasma membrane
Molecular function (GO): inward rectifier potassium channel activity
Source: RefSeq, a predicted model, not a curated record